Messenger RNA from Hypoxylon fragiforme, 1608 nucleotides. RefSeq names its product cytochrome P450 52A11. The transcript has 3 exons. Gene Ontology annotation, molecular function: monooxygenase activity; iron ion binding; oxidoreductase activity, acting on paired donors, with incorporation or reduction of molecular oxygen. Lineage: Eukaryota; Fungi; Ascomycota; Sordariomycetes; Xylariales; Hypoxylaceae. The coding region runs from base 1 to 1608 and encodes 535 amino acids. The record is from RefSeq and is a predicted model, not a curated record.
AUGGGCAUAAUCGAGACAUUACUGGACUAUGUGUCCAUCAAGCUCAUCUGCACUCUCCUCGGCGUUGUUUGGGCGUUGAGGGUGAUAUAUCAUGAAGUGGAUGAGACCAUUCGACUCCGAAAGCUAGGCGCGCCUGGAACAUUGAUUAAGACGAGAGUCCCUUUCGGCCUAGGAAUCAUCUACAGGCAGGUAACUGCUGCCAUGAACGACAAAAGCUACGAGGGCUUUCUAGGCUUUCUGAACGGCUCCCCUAACUAUACCGCCCUCGGUCGCUUUUUUUCAAACCGUAUGGUCUGCACGGCCGACCCCGAAAUUAUCAAAGCCAUGCUGGCGACUCAGUUCUCCGACUUCGGGAAGGGUUGGCGUUUCCACCGGGACUGGUGCGAGUUUCUCGGUGAUAGUAUUUUCACCACCGACGGCGAUCUCUGGCAUGCCAGCAGACAACUCAUACGUCCCCAGUUCUCUAGGGAACGUAUCAGCGACCUACAGUGUUUUGAGUCUCAUCUUGAGUCUCUGUUUAAAGCUAUAGCUAAUGGCGGGGUCCUGAAUGGGGAACACCAGCAUGACUAUUACAAAGUCAGUGACGGAAAACGCUUUGAUAUUAGUGACCUGUUUUACAGAUUUACCCUUGAUGUGACUACCGAUUUCUUGUUGGGGAUGGACCCUCAAUCACUAAACAACCCACACCAGCCGUUCGCUGAUGCCUUCAAUGAGGUACAACGACUUCAGGGCAUUCUUUCACGGGCCGGUCCAUUGAAGCCUUUCAUGUCCCACAAGGUUUUCCGGCAGGGUAUCCAAACCAUCAACGAGUUCUGCAACAUCUACAUAGAACAAGCGUUGCGACUCAGCCCUGAAGAGCUCGCAAACAAGACCAAAUCGGACCAGGGCUACACAUUCCUGCACGAGCUAGCUUCCUUCACCCGCGACCGCAAAGUGCUCCGCGACCAGCUCAUCUCCGUCUUGCUCGCCGGACGCGACACCACCGCCGCCACCCUCUCCUGGACCUUCUACGAGCUUGCCCGCCACCCUGAAGUCGUUCGCAAGCUCCGCCGCGAGAUCCUCGACCAGGUCGGACCCCACCGCACUCCCACCUACGCCGAUCUCAAGUCCAUGAAAUACCUCCAAAACGUCAUCAACGAGACCCUGCGCCUCUACCCUUCUGUGCCCUUCAACGUGCGCGCCGCAUUCAAGGACACGACUCUCCCCCGGGGCGGCGGACCCGACGGCACGCAGCCGCUCUCCGUGCUCAAGGAGACCUCGGUCGGGUACUCGGUGAUGGUGAUGCAGCGGCGGGCGGACCUGUACCCGGCCGUGUCGGAGAAGUUCGCCGACCCCCUCGUCUUCAGCCCCGAGCGUUGGUUCACCUGGCAGCCCAAGCCCUGGCAGUACAUCCCGUUCAACGGCGGCCCCCGCAUCUGCAUCGGCCAGCAGUUCGCCCUCACCGAGAUCUCCUACGUCCUCACCCGCCUGUUCCAGCGCUACGAGCGCGUGGACAACUACAUGCACGAGAUCGAUGGCGGGAACCCCAAGAUCAGGACCGAUAUCGUCAUUCAGCCCGGCGAUGGCGUUUGGAUUGGCCUGUGGGAGGCUAAGAGGGGAGAGGUUUAA